AUGGCCACUGAAGACCUAGACUCAAGAGUUCUGAGUCUGAAUCUGUUUGCUGACGAUGAUGACGAAGAAGACAUCCUCUACAAACGGAAGCUGCAGAAUUUGAUCGACGGCACCGUGACACCGAGUGAAGCGGCGGCUGAUUUUGACGCAUGGGUGGUUCAAGACGCCAACAAUCGCCUGAAGCAGCUCUUAAAGAGACCUGAUCCCAAGAACCUGACUCCUGAAGAAGAAGCAAAGGGUAUGUCCUUGCGCGCGAUAGCACCGAAUGCCAGCGGAAGUAUCGACCUUGUGUUUCCGACCAUCGCCAAGCUGUGCUCCGCAUUCCCUCCCUUCCACCCUGGUCAAGAUGCUAUUGUUCAAUUUCUCGAGGCACUCAGGGCUAUGCCCGAUCACCAAGUCCCAGACGGCAUUCCAAAUGGCGAUGGAGACGACAGCCAUUUCAUCACGCUGUGGCCGUUCGGAGACGAUUGGAUGGCGUUAACGGAAAUAUUUCGCCGAGAAGCAGAAGAUAUCGAAACGCCUGGAAGCGAGACACAAGUUCGCUGGCGCAACUUCCAAUCGGCGAUUGCGCGUAUCACCACUCUCGGGCUCAUCAAUUGCGGAUUUCUGUCCGCGCUUGGCGACAUAAUGCCAUCAAGCAGUACCUACCCUGAUCUCGAGAAGCGAAAGAUCGGCGGCCCCAACAGGGUCUCGGGAGAUGCUAUUGCUGCUGCGCAGUGGAUUAUGUGGCCCGACGAGGGUCGAUUCGUGUAUCAGCAGUGCAAGAAGCUUAAUGAAACUGGGCCUAGGGCUAUGUGGAGCCAAGAGAGAUGGGAGGUGUGGAAGGAACAGUUCGCAUUUAUCGCUGGAGACGAGAGAUUCACUCCCAAAGCCCGUGUAGCAGCCAAGCUAUCAAGGGAGCAAAUGAUAGGCUAUGAGGAGGAAGAUAAAUCCGUCUAG
Messenger RNA from Colletotrichum chrysophilum, 939 nucleotides. RefSeq lists its product as uncharacterized. The record is from RefSeq and is a predicted model, not a curated record. The transcript is spliced from 2 exons. Bases 1 to 939 code for a protein of 312 amino acids. NCBI's taxonomy places the organism in Eukaryota, Fungi, Ascomycota, Sordariomycetes, Glomerellales, Glomerellaceae.